AAGAUUCAAGCCCAAGUUUCACACAAUGCUUCUUCGGUGCCAGCUGAUUCUCCUUGCAAUAAGAUUUUGGAUACUGAGGCAGAGGAAGAACCAUGUGGUGAUCUGGAAAAAUGGUCCCAACCAAAAUCAUAUGACACGAAAACCGUGACAAAUUUGUCACGAUCAGACAAUGUAUCUUCUGAAGUAUCUGAAUUAGAGCAAGAUGAUGAAAAUGAUGAGGUUGAUGCCAUUCAAAUCGUAGAACAAGGUCUAAUGCAAGAAUUGUCCCAGAAUACCCCUGGCGUUGAAAUUAAUGAGUCAUAUAUUCAAAAAUUCGAUAACUUGGUCCCAGGUUCGGCACAAAGUUUAUCAUAUUUGUUUAAUAAAGCAGUUAUAAAGGGUCAAGAAGAAAUUUUAUGUUG
This is a messenger RNA of Dentiscutata erythropus, 401 nucleotides long. The record is from the annotation of a GenBank genome assembly. NCBI's taxonomy places the organism in Eukaryota, Fungi, Glomeromycota, Glomeromycetes, Diversisporales, Gigasporaceae.